Molecule: messenger RNA, 1638 nt
Organism: Tachysurus fulvidraco (yellow catfish)
Lineage: Eukaryota; Metazoa; Chordata; Actinopteri; Siluriformes; Bagridae
Gene: lnp1
Product: leukemia NUP98 fusion partner 1
Exons: 4
Coding region: 475-1068 (197 amino acids)
Source: RefSeq, a predicted model, not a curated record
CAUCUAGUCUCACUUGCUUUUUUCUCUGUCUGUCUGUCUCCAUUCUUCACUCUUUUUCUUUCAUUCUUACUCUCUAUCUCUUUCUUUUGCUCUCUCUCGCUACCUCUCUUUUCCCCUUGUAUAUCUAUCUCCAUUCUCUUCUUGCUCUCUCUCUCUCUCUCUCUCUCUCUCUCUCUCUCUCUCUCUCUCUCUCUCUCUCUCUCUCUCUCUUUAAACCCCUCCCUCAUUCUCUGAUGCUAAACAGAUUACAGAGGAUUCGCUUAUUUAAAGACUUCCUCCAUAACCCAUGUAUCUUACAAAUCUCGCCUAAACAAGCUCAGAGAUCAGAUCUUCUUUCUUCACUCUAGUUUUUACCUCAGACGAGGAGCCCCAGCGAGAGCUCCACACACACCGGCCACCAAGCUGUCUCUGCGUCUGCUUCCUGCCAUCAUCGUGGACAACGACGAGGACGACGAUGGAAACUUCACCAAAUGGAUGAGCAGCUACUGGGGACACGGAGGGAGAGACGAGCGGGCUAAAGAACGCAAGAGGAGCUUCAGAAGGUCCAGGCAGUCCACAUGCGACCGUAGAUCUUCACUGCCCUGCAUGUCCCAGCUUGAGGCCAUGCGUCUGAAGCAUACUUCCACUCCCACUCACAUACAGCGGCACGAGGAGGAGAGGGAGAUACGCUCACAUCCUCACGCUCGCCGCGUCUCAUCAGACGAAUACAGAGGGAAGAAAGCCGAAAGAGCAGAGAGUCGCAUCAACACCGUCCCUGAGCUGACCGAGUCUUUCAAGAGAAUGCUGCGCUUCCAUAACCGCAGAGUCCCGGCACUGAACAAGCCAGAUAACACAUGUCUGAUCUGCCAUGAAGAGACGUGCAGAGGCAGAGAAACAGGAAGAGGAGCCCAAGAACUUCACUGCUCCCAUCGCCUCCAUAAAGAGGUGAGGAGGCUGGAUCAGGGUGCUCGUCCACGCAGCCGGAGUUCUGCUGCUGUGUGUGAAAGCAGGACCGAAGCACUGCUCUGUAGCAAACAGGAAGAAUACCGCCUUCCCCGGCAACGUCGCUCUCUACGCCGACAGCGCUGAGACUCUCUGAACAAUCCAAUAUUAAAAUUACUGAAGUAUUAAAAAACAUCUACUUUUAGCGUGUUUACAAUACACACCUUAAGAAAAAAAACAGCUUUCCUUCCUUUUCUCGACUUUCCUUAUGGGGCAAAGCUUUCUGUUCUUUUUUCCUGUCGCCAUAGCACUUAAUUAGUCACACUGAUUCUCUCAGUGUCGAAGAGGUGCGACUUAUUAUUAAGGGUCAAUAAGACAUACAAUAUCAGCUGCAUUUCUAAUAUACAGGGGAGAAAAAGGGAAAAACGGUCCACAUUUUCUAUCCCUUUUUUUUGUGCUUGAAGGUUUUAAAAGCAGCGGUUGUGACUUAAAUUAUAAAAAAGGUUUUAAAAUUAAAUUUUUUUUGCUCAAGUACACAACUACGUACAGUAUACAUGCAGCAAAAUACUUUUUCGACUGUCUGGGUCAUAAAAACUGAAUCAAAAUAAACUAAUUGAAUAAUAAUAAUAAUAAUAAUAAUAAUAAUAAUAAUAAUAAUAAUAAUAGGGGGGCAUGCUGGCUUAGUGGUUAGCACGUUUGCCUCACACCUCCAGUGUU